Molecule: messenger RNA, 1851 nt
Organism: Paramecium pentaurelia
Lineage: Eukaryota; Ciliophora; Oligohymenophorea; Peniculida; Parameciidae
Source: the annotation of a GenBank genome assembly
AUGAAUAUUUUUGAAAAAUCAAAAUGUUGUGUAUGCUAAAAGGUUCUUCAAAUAUUGUAAUUAAGUAAAAUCAUAAUUUUAGGCUUAUGCGUUUCUUUAGCAAAUGUAAAAGGUGUCAUUAAGAUGUUUGUCUCUCUUGUAGUAGCAAUCGAAUAAAGGUAAUUCAAUAUUAUUUACAAAGUUAUAUUCUAUACCAAAUGAAAUGGUGAAAGAGUUAGAUAAACCAUAAAGAGUUUGUGAUAAUUGUUACAGAGAUUAUCUAUAUUAUCAGGAUUUAAUUAACUAAUACAAAUUAUAAUGGAAUACUAGAUCACUUCUCAUGAACAAAUUAUUGGGUAAUAAAAAAGGAAAAAUUAAAAUAUAAUAACCUCUUGAGUUUUAUGAAAAACAAAAUAUUGAAAAAGAUAUACUUACUGGAAGAUCAGAUUCUCAUCUAUUAAAUUAUAGCAUAAGAGAAUUUGUAACACAAUGUUAAUAAGGAUUAGAACAAUAAUAAAUUAGAAAUUCAAUUAUUCGUGUUUUAGAAUUAUUUGUAGCUCAUAAUCCAACUAUUGGAUAUUGUUAAGGAAUGAAUUACAUUGCAAUUAUUUGUUUAUGUAUAGCAGAUGAAGAAGGAGCCUUUUUUCUAAUGAAUCAUCUAUUUAAUGUGAUUAUACCUCCAAGAUUCUUCUCAAAUUCAUCAGGAGCAUCUUUAAUUGGUUAUUAAGCUGAAAUUAAUUUUCUUAAAGAAAUGAUAAGUGUUAAUGAUUUUUAAAAUAAAGAAAUCUUAAUCCAAUUUAUUGAACUUUAAGGACCAUAAUUAUUAUUAACUUUAAUGAUAUAAGUGCUUAAUAUAAGUUCAUUAUUAGUCACUUGGAUUCAAAUGUUCAAAAUUAAAUCCUUUGUUCCUAUUGACAAGGUUCUACUGUACACAUUAAAUAUAACUACAAGAGAUAUUGAUUUCAUGCAGCCUAAAAUUUUGAAUAAUAUAGGAAAAUGUAUUUAUAUGUUCCUAUUAAAUACAAGUUGUUCAUUAUGCCAAUUUAAUUGAACUAUUUCAAAAGGAUGAAAUAUACUUUACAAAAUUUGAAAGAACUUUAUAUAUUGAAUAAUAUUACUCAAAAACAAGUAGAUCAUGGGUGUAAAAUGAUCCUAUUAUCUUAAAUAAAUUAAAAAAAAUCUCAAAUCUUGAUAUAGAUGAGAUUACAACAUUAUAAACACAGUUCAAAAAGUAUUGUUUAGAGAAAAGAACUAUUUCAAUAGAUUAAUAAUAAAGAUAAAGUUUGAAAUAAUUAGCAUAAUUAACUGAUUCAUCUGAUGAAGAUGCAGAUGAUUAAUAUAGAGAGAUUUUAAUAAUAUAAUCAUUUAAACUCUAAAAAUAUGGAAUCAAUAUAGAUACAUUUCUUUAUUUUAUGGUAAUAUCAUCAGUUAUCUAUAUAUAAAUAGGAGAUAUUUUUACGAAAAGAGUGCUAACAUUAUUCUUUAGAUUAAGAAAAAUUGUAGUUAAUUUUUAACUUAUUUGAUGAAAAUAAAUCAGAACUCUUAGAUUUUAGAGAAUUUCUAAUCUGUUUAACCAUUUUAUUAAGAGGAUCUUUUGCCGAUAAAUUUAAGAUGCUUUUCACUGCUCAUACAUAAAAUAUCUUAAAAUUUUAAGAUUUUGAAACACUAUUAUCUUUACUUAUACCCUAAGAUAUAUAAUAAACAAUAGAGUAUAAGGAAUUUUUAUAGAGAAUAGUUCAGCCUUAUUUCACUUACUUUGAUAUGUUGAAAGUAUUAAAAGAUCCCUUGAUUGUUCAGAUAGAAAUAUAGAAUGAGAAAAAUAAACAUAAGAUUAAGAAAUUAAAUUCAUAUAUAGGUAUUAUAGAUUAAUGA